AUGUGGGGCUGUCUGGGCAGCCAGAGAAGAAGGCACCAGGGUCAGACUGGCAUGCUCCCAGGACUGCGCUCUGCAGGGUUUACUGGGGCCCCCUGGGUCCGGGUGAGGAUGAAAUGCAGCACCAAACAGGAAAAUGGACUCAGGAAAGCCACCCUCACUCUCUGCACCUGGGAUGGACCCUGGAGUUUGGAACAAGACCUUGCUCUAGAGGGACAUGGUCCUGGCCAGUUUCGAGCCAGAGCAGACUAUUGUUUGCCUGUUGAGCAGGGGCCCCCUUCUUCAACACUUCCUUCCACGAAGUCUUUAAAAUCUGCUCCUAAUACUGGAUCCGGAUCCGGAUCCGGAGAGGGCUGA
Rangifer tarandus platyrhynchus (Svalbard reindeer) is the source of this 354-nucleotide messenger RNA. Lineage: Eukaryota; Metazoa; Chordata; Mammalia; Artiodactyla; Cervidae. The record is from the annotation of a GenBank genome assembly.